AUGGAACAAGAAGGUCAUUUGGAUAUACAACAGGGCUUGCCGUCGCAAACUGCGAACGAUCUCUUUGACUACGAUGUCGGCUUGGAUGAGAUACUACAGCACACCCCAACCGAGUCUAACAUAAAUGCACCCAGGCCGUCUACUAUACCCGGCGAUACCGGUUUAGGUCUUGGACUUGAUGAAGAAGUCAAGGUUACUAGAAAACGACAGCCCGUCGCUAAACUAGAUGAAACACGGUUACUGUCUCAAGCUGGUAUACCUAGGCUACGCCGCACAGCCAAACAGAAGUUGAAAUUCAAAGGAAAGGGACAUGAGUUUUCUGACGCGGCCCGCUUAUUACAGUUCUAUCAGUUGUGGCUUGAUGAUCUCUUCCCUCGUGCAAAGUUCGCUGAUGGACUAACUAUUAUCGAAAAACUCGGCCAUCAUAAACGCCUUCAAGCUAUGCGCAGAGAAUGGAUAGAAGGGGAGAAACCAAGAGCCCGCAUAGAUGAUACAACACAAGAUUUACAAGCAGAUCGAUCGAGCCUACCGAUUGCGAUAACCACUAAAAAUCAUCAUGCUGUGGAUGCGCAUAUAUCUUCAUCUCAUAGCGUUGGCCAUAGCAGAGUCGAUAAGGAACCGUCGACCGAAGAAUCAGAUGUUCCUGCUCACGGAUUGUUCAUGCUUGAUGAUAGUAAUUACCGCGCGAUCGCACGAGACGUUCCUGAGGAUGGUGACGAAUUGGAAACCCUUUUGAGAGAGCAGCAGUGCGAUGAUGCUACAACUAAGAAUCCCUUGGCCUUGGUUGAUUUGGUCGCCGACGGCGAUGGAUUCGAGGCCAUGGAAGAAUUAAAUGUUUUAACUCCGACAUGA
Messenger RNA from Aspergillus bombycis, 852 nucleotides. RefSeq names its product Chromosome segregation in meiosis protein 3. Gene Ontology annotation, biological process: DNA damage response; replication fork arrest; DNA replication checkpoint signaling. NCBI's taxonomy places the organism in Eukaryota, Fungi, Ascomycota, Eurotiomycetes, Eurotiales, Aspergillaceae. Bases 1 to 852 code for a protein of 283 amino acids. Gene Ontology annotation, cellular component: nucleus; replication fork protection complex. The record is from RefSeq and is a predicted model, not a curated record. The transcript is spliced from 3 exons. Gene Ontology annotation, molecular function: DNA binding.